AAUAGGAUGAAUGGAUAUUGUGGCGAGCAGCAUCUGAUUACACAGUAACGCCAGUAGGCAUCGGAGGGGGAAGACACUGUUUAUCCACCAGCCGAAGCUGUUCCUCGGUCCCCUCCGAAGAAGAAACCCUUUUUAUUUUUUAAAUUUCACUCAGGAACUUUACUUUUUAACCGAGGAGAGAAACACCGAAGCCACGUUUAACCAGUGGGACAUUUUUGGGAUCUUCCCACCGUAUAAAUGGCUGAGGGGGACCGACGCUCGACUGCGGAGUAAACUUUAAAGAUGUCGCAGUUUGUGGAGCUUUGAAAAGAGGACUAGCUAAACGCUGUUUUUAACGAGGAAAUCCAUCAGGAGAGGCGGUCAGACCCGCUGCAACUCCGAGAGGAUUUUGGUUUGUUUCUCUGGGAGAAACAGGCCCUUGGAGACAAAGACUGUCUUCUGUUUGGACGUCUGUCCAUCUAUAUAUUCAUCUUUGAUAAGUCUUUUCUGUAGCCGCCACCAUUCUUUGCUGUAAGGCCGACCCCAAUAUGUCUUCCAAUGGAGACCUUAGCAACCUGGGGAGCUCUGACAGCUUCUGGGAGCCAGGAAACUACAAAAGGACGGUGAAGCGGAUAGACGAUGGCCACCGGCUGUGUAACGAAAUAGUCAGUUGCUUCCAGGAGAGGGCAAAGAUAGAGAAAAGUUACUCUCUGCAGCUGAGCGACUGGGCCAAGAGGUGGAGGAGUGUCGUGGAGAAAGGUCCUCAGUAUGGUACGCUGGAGAAAGCGUGGCACGCCUUCAUGCAGGCAGCAGAUCGACUCAGUGAGCUGCAUCUGGAGAUGCGGGAACGGCUGUCGGGUGAGGACAGCGAGAAGGUGCGCAACUGGCAGAAGGAUGCCUUCCACAAGCAGAUGAUCGGAGGCUUCAGGGAGACCAAGGAGGCAGAUGACGGCUUCCGCAAAGCACAAAAACCCUGGGUCCGCAAACUGAAAGAGGUGGAGGUCUGUAAGAAGAGCUACCAUCAGACCAGGAAGGAGGAGUGGACGGCGUUUAACAGGGAAACGCACGCCAAGGCCGACCCGACCAAGUCGCAGGAGGAAGUUCGCAAAUACACGACCCGGGCGGAGCGCUGCACUGAGGAGGCUGAGAAAGGGAAGGAGCGCUACACGAAGGCCCUGGAGGAGCUAAACCGCUGUAACCCUCGCUACAUGGAGGACAUGGAGCAGGUGUUUGACCUCACCCAGGAGGCAGAGCGCAAGAGGUUGCGUUUCUUUAAAGAAGUCCUGCAGGACAUCCACACACACCUCGACCUGUCCGCCAAAGAAGGGUUCAGAGGCCUGCACCGGGACCUGGGUCAGACCAUCCAAGCAGCCAAUGACACCGAAGAUCUCAGAUGGUGGAGGAACACCCACGGACCGGGCAUGAGCAUGAACUGGCCACAGUUUGAGGAGUGGUCUCCAGAGGCAAGUUGCUCCAUAAGCAGGAACCGCGGCGGACACUCCGAGGACAGCGUGGUUACUCUCACCAACAUUGUCUCAUCUAGUGUGACUGAUGUCCCGCCGAGUCCCAUCACCCUGGACAGCAGGGUGAAAGAUUAUUCGUCGGACUGGUCAGACGAGGAGAUUCCUAAGAAGGUGCUGGCGCAGAACGGCGUGGGGGAGGCGGAGGACGAGGAGGAUCAGGUAGAGGCGGUGCGAGUCAGAGCGCUCUAUGAUUACGUGGGCCAGGAGGCCGAUGAGCUCAGCUUUAAAGCAGGCGAGGAGCUGCUGAAGAUGGGCGAGGAGGACGAGCAGGGCUGGUGUAAAGGACAGCUGAGCAACGGCAAAGUGGGUCUCUACCCCGCCAACUACGUCCAGGCCGUGGCGUCCUGAUGGCCCGCCCUCUCUGCUGCUCACCCAGCCAAUGGUAGCCAACUACACUCAAGAUGCCAGGACCAAUCAAAAGCUAUCAGUGCUGACAUGUAGGCCGUGAACCCACACCGUUUUUUUGGUGACGGACUGUAGAAUUACCUAAGUUAGAUAUUUUUUUAGUUUUUUUUUUUUCUGUUGUUUUGAGCGGUGUUUUUGGAAAUCAGCCAGCGGGAAAAGUCCAGUCUUUGUGAAAGACUGCUGACUCAGCAUGAGGUCAACGACAUUGUUAUUAGACAGAAGCUCUGCAGGCGAAGAGAAGUCUCCCGGAGGCCGGCCCACGUGAACAGACACUGUAGAGAAACAUGGACCCAAGUUCUCUGACGGACGUUUUAUCACAACUCUGGAUUUUUGGUUUUCUGCUAGCUGCCAUCAUGUUAGGUUACUAGAGUCAGAAAAUCCCCAUUUACUCAAAGAGGA
Molecule: messenger RNA, 2306 nt
Organism: Etheostoma cragini (Arkansas darter)
Lineage: Eukaryota; Metazoa; Chordata; Actinopteri; Perciformes; Percidae
Gene: pacsin3
Product: protein kinase C and casein kinase substrate in neurons 3
Exons: 11
Coding region: 528-1850 (440 amino acids)
Biological process (GO): plasma membrane tubulation; cytoskeleton organization; regulation of endocytosis
Cellular component (GO): endosome; cytoplasm; plasma membrane
Molecular function (GO): protein binding; phospholipid binding
Source: RefSeq, a predicted model, not a curated record